UCCAUUGUUGAAUUCGAUUUUCAGAACUUUGAGUACUCGAAGUCGAUCAAUUGGAAGUCGACUCACCUAUCCCUAAUAAAUCCCUUAUUUCAUCAGAACGGUGAACCAUAGAAUCUUGGAUAAAAAACUCGAUCGUAAAAGAUGGCAAACAAUGGAUUCGAUGAAUGGGGUGGCUACAUGGAAGCCAAAAUCACUAAAUUGGAGGAACAAUUUAGUGCGGCUAGUGAUCCUUUUAGACAAUCCAAUCUAUUUAAUGGCAUAUCUAUAUUUGUAAAUGGCCUCACGAACCCCUCAUCCGAUGAGCUAAAACGUAUAAUGAUGGUACAUGGCGGGACCUAUCAUCAUUAUCAACGUUCACAUACAACAUUUAUCAUAGCAUCAAAUUUGCCCGACGUAAAGGUAAGAAAUAUGGACACGAGCAAAAUUGUUAGUCCCCAGUGGGUUGUCGAUUGCCUGAAAGAAAAGAGGAUUUUGGAUUAUACUAAAUAUUUGCUGUAUACCAAUCAGAAAACAUCGCAACCUUCAAUAAGCUUUGCCAUUAAAAAGAAAAAGGAAGAGCCAGAUAUCAGCAUAACAAAUCCUGGUAUACCAGCUAGUAAGGGUGCAUCAGAUCAGAGCUUCGCAGACCACGGCGGUACAGCACAUAAUAGAUCAGAAACAAUUAAUAGCUCCGAAAAUUCACUAGAAGCCGAUUUGAAUUUAUUUAAUGCUACUAUUAGAAAAAGUUUCACUGCCCAAAAUAAUACCCUGGAAACCAGUCAUAAUUCGACAUUAAAUACAACUAAUGUCAACAAGUCGAAAGCAAAUGCUUCUGGUGUGGCACGUACAGCGGUUGACCCGAAAUUUCUAUCUGAAUUUUUUAAUAACUCUCGCUUGCAUCAUAUUGCAACAUUGGGCGCAGGAUUUAAGCAAUAUGUCAGUGAGCUGCGCGAGCAAGGCUCCGAUAAAGAAUUUCCUGCCAGAAUGCUUUUGAAACAAAAGUUAAUGGAAAAUAAUAUACCAGAAGUGGAGCCUUUAAAUGGUGGCAGUCGCAAAACAUAUAUUAUGCACAUUGAUAUGGAUUGUUUCUUUGUGUCGGUUGGAUUAAGGAAUAACCCACAUCUGAGAGGCCUCCCUGUUGCUGUAACACAUUCCAAAGGAGGAUCUGCUGCGGCAGAAGUGCCGGUUCAUCCCAAUGCCGAUCGUAAAGUGGAAAUGGAAUUAUUUGCCAAACGUUUCGAACAACAUUUGCACAACAACAUACUUUCCGAUAAGGUGCGUGGAGGUUUUGAGAAUAAGAUGUCAUUAUCAGAAAUUGCUUCAGCUUCUUAUGAAGCUCGUGCUAAGGGCAUACAUAAUGGCAUGUUUGUGGGCCAGGCACUAAAAUUGUGUCCUGAAUUGAAGACCUUACCAUAUGACUUCGAAGGAUACCGAGAAGUUGCCUUUACUCUUUACAACACCAUUGCCCAAUAUACCCUUAAUAUUGAGGCUGUGAGUUGUGAUGAAAUGUUUGUGGAUUUGACAGACAUUUUGCUGGAACUUAAAGUUGAUGUUAUGGAUUUUGUGAAGGCCAUACGAGACGAAAUCAAAGAAAAAACACAGUGUCCUUGCUCAGCCGGAGUUGGAGCGAACAAACUGCAGGCACGUAUGGCCACAAAGAAAGCCAAACCCGAUGGACAAUUCUAUUUACAAAGUGAAAAUGUUGAAUCGUAUAUGGCUGAUAUACCCAUAAAGGAGUUACCAGGUGUUGGCAGCAGCACUGCCUACACACUGAAAGAUGCCAACUUGCUAACUUGUGGCGAUUUACAAAAAGUUUCUUUGGUGCGCAUACAGGUACUGGUGGGAAAGAAAUUUGGCGAAACGUUAUAUCAGUUCUGUAGGGGUCAGGACCAACGUGGACUAACUUAUGGUCAAAUACGAAAAUCUGUGUCGGCCGAAGUCAAUUAUGGAAUACGCUUUAAAACCUAUGAUGAAUUGGAAACAUUUUUAAAACAGCUUUGCGAGGAAGUACACCGGCGUCUCCUGAAUAUAAAAAGGAAAACAAAAUGCAUUACGCUCAAGUUAAUGGUGCGUGCCGAAGAGGCUCCAGUGGAGACUUCGAAAUUCAUGGGUCAUGGCGUUUGUGAUCAUGUAACCAAAUCUGUAUCCCUUUCAGAAUAUUGUAAUGAUUUGAACAUAAUAACCAGAAAUAUACUCAAUACAAUGAAAGCUUUGGAUUUGCCCCCACAUGAGUUAAGGGGAAUUGGCAUACAGCUUUCCAAAUUAGAUGAACCAACAUCGGAGCAAGAGAAGCCGAAAGAAAAUAGGAUUAUGAAUAUGUUUUCCAAGGUCAAAGAGAAACAAAAGGACAAACCAAAGGAAAUUAAAGCCAAUGAAACAGUUGAAGAACCAGUAAACGCUUUGUCCACCAAUGAGACACCCGCCGUAGAAGCAGAAAAUAAACCAAAAGAAAAUGCCAUAAAAAGUAUGUUCAGCAAGAUAAAGGAAAAACCAAAAGCGGAACGUAAAGAAACCACAGCGAAGCCUAUUGAAGUGAAAAAGAGUCCAGAAGCAAAAAAGACCACAACUUCUAAGAGAGGCAGAGGUAAAGCAACUGCCAGUACAAAGGAAGUUAAACCAAAAACCAACAUCAUGGGCCUCUUGCAAAAUGCUGCAGCGAAGAAAAAACCCCAAAAUAAUAACGAUUUUCAAAUUCCUUCCGAUAUCGAUCUGGAGGUGUUUAAUGCUCUUCCCCAAGAUAUACAGAAUGAAAUCCUACGGGAUCGCAGAGCCCAAAAACAAGUUAUUAAUGAAGAGCCUCCGAUUAAAAGAGAUAAACCUGAAAUAACAUCAAAUAAUGUUAGUUUGCUCAAUGAAAGUGAUUUUCUUCCGUCCACAUCAAGGGCGGCAAAACAAAAGCAGGAAAGAAAACAGGCAUUGAAAUCUAAUCAAUAUAAAACUGCUUCGGAAUCGAAAUCUUCCCCAGCUGUAACAACUAAUGAGCCACUUACGGAAGUGGACCCGGAAUUUUUAGCGGCUUUGCCUCCAGAUUUACGCAUGGAAAUAGAACAGCAAAUACAACAGCAAAAGCAAGCAAAUGAUCCCGAUCAAAGCUAUCGGCCGUUGACUCCUCCAUCUGUAGUAGCUGAAGAAUGUAUUGAAAGCAACAACGACAAUAAUAAUAAUGGUAAAAACAUAAGUUCGGAAAAUAUUUUUAUGCAACCUAAAUGCUUGGAAAAGUUAUUGGCUUGGUUCCAAAGCACUGACGUACCUGAUAGUAGUGAUAUAGAUAUAAUUUCUUCAAAUGCAUGUGAACUGGUCCGGGCCAAAGAGUUAGAUGAACUCUAUGAGGCAUUAUUGUACUUUGGACGUUUAAUAAAUCAACAAAGAUCUUCAAGUGAAUAUUGUGCCUGGCAUUUAGCGUUCAAGUCAGUCUUGAAAUCAGUACAAGAGGAAAUGUCCCACGUCUAUGAAGGCAAGAAAUUAUAUAUGGGUGUAAAAUUGAAAUGUGAUAAAUGUAAGAUAUAGUAUAUAUUUUUAGCGAUAUUAACAACCUGUUUAUUUAAUAUCUUUGGGUUUGGAGCAAAUGUUUUUAUUUUUCUGUCAGUCACUCAGUCAGUCUUGAAGUCAGUGCAAGAGGAAAUAUUCCACGUCUAUGAAGGCAUGAAAUAUAUAGGAGUGUAAAAUUGAAAUGUGAUAAAUGUAAGAUAUGAAAUAUUUUUGGCGAUAUUAACAACCUGUUUAUUUAAUAUCUUGGGGUUUGGAGCAAAUGUUUUGUUCUGUAAGGGACAUACACACAAAAGCUUUCAUUUUGCCUUGUAUUUUUUUGAAACCAAAGAAAUAUAUACGGAAGAAAACGGCAGAAAAACGAUAAUAACAUGGUAAAAUUAAGAAGGUAAAGUUGAAGUUAAAUUAAAGUUUAAGUAAGCAUUUUCUAUAUUUGUAUUUAUUCUGAUGUGUGUACAUACUAUGGUUGAAAAUUAGAGGUAGAUGCAUCAACGCUUGGAAACAUUGAUACGUCGAAAUGUUUAAAAUGGUUUUUCCAAAAUAAGUAGAUUUUCAUAUGUUUUCUUAUACGACGCCAAUCGGAGAUCGUUAAGAUAUGCAUUUUUCAACAAUUUUAACGAGUUUGAAUAGUUUUUCAUUUAUUUAUACCCUAAGCCUUAUGACACCAGAAGGUAUAUAUAAAUUGAUUCGCCCAAAAUGCGUCCCGUAAAAAUAAUUAUCAUUUAAGUUGAUCUAAUAAUGUACUCCAUCCAUCUUUCUGUGUGAUAUGCAUAACUCUUAAAGAGAGUAUCUGAUUUAGUCGAAACUACACAUCCAGCCAUUUAUACCAAAAUUACAUCUUGUUUACCACCAAGGCAGAAAUCCGUUCUUCCUGAGACAUGGGGUCCUGAAAAUUCAUCGUCAUCGGACCCUUCGGAUUCUCCUUCCUUCUUUUUUGUCAACGCAGAGGAAAAAAAUGUCAGGGACCGAAGAGCGACGGCCUAAACAAUUAUAUUAACGAAGGCCUGCUACUUAAAAGGAGUAUAAAAUAUUAGAAAACAAUAACACAUAUUGUAUGCAAUGAUUGAAAUAUAUAGGUGCACUGCCUCCAAAUAAAUGCUAAUAUUUGCAACAGUA
Musca domestica (house fly) is the source of this 4581-nucleotide messenger RNA. Its product is annotated as DNA repair protein Rev1. Gene Ontology annotation, cellular component: nucleus. Gene Ontology annotation, biological process: error-free translesion synthesis; error-prone translesion synthesis. Bases 142 to 3486 code for a protein of 1114 amino acids. NCBI's taxonomy places the organism in Eukaryota, Metazoa, Arthropoda, Insecta, Diptera, Muscidae. The transcript has 4 exons. The record is from RefSeq and is a predicted model, not a curated record. Gene Ontology annotation, molecular function: deoxycytidyl transferase activity; DNA-directed DNA polymerase activity; damaged DNA binding.